CUCAUGAACUCGUUGAUGUUAAAUGAUCUCUGUCCUUAUCCUCUGCCAUUCAGCUAAGAGUGCAGCCCGCGAGGGAUAUAUAAAUAGGAAGCCAAGACCCUCAGCUCACAGAGGAUGGCAAGGAACAGAGUGCGCUCAGCCAGCUGCAUCUCGAAGGAAACUAUCACUGCAGAUCCAUUGCUUGCUGAUUGAACGCUGCUUCCAGAGGAGAACCUAUUUGCUGAACUGUGAUUCCUGCUAACCCAGGGAAGCAAUGGUCGGACUGAAGCCCACUGACAUCCCUCCAACUGCUACUGUUAAAUUCCUGAGUGCCGGGAUGGCAGCCUGCAUAGCAGAUCUCUGCACCUUCCCUCUGGACACUGCGAAAGUCAGACUGCAGAUCCAGGGAGAGUCCAAGCCUACCAAGAACAUGAAGACCAUCCACUAUAAGGGCGUCUUUGGCACAAUCACCACCAUGGUGAGGACAGAAGGUCCCACGAGCCUGUACAAUGGCCUAGUGGCUGGUCUUCAGCGUCAGAUGAGCUUUGCUUCCAUUCGUAUCGGGCUGUACGACUCCGUGAAACAAUUCUUCACCUCCACGGGAUCAGAGAAUGCCGGCGUUCUCACGCGGUUGCUGGCGGGCUGCACCACUGGAGCUAUGGCAGUCACAUGUGCCCAGCCGACCGACGUGGUCAAGGUGCGAUUCCAAGCCCACGUGAGGCUGACGGAUGGAACCAAGAAAUACAACGGGACUGUGGAUGCCUAUAAAACCAUUGCCAAGGAGGAAGGGAUCAGAGGCCUCUGGAAAGGGACAUUACCCAACAUCACCCGCAACGCCAUUGUGAACUGCGGAGAGAUGGUUACCUAUGACCUCCUCAAGGAGAUGCUGCUGAAAUACCAUCUAAUGACAGACACUUUUCCUUGCCAUUUCAUUGCUGCUUUCGGAGCUGGGUUCUGCGCCACUGUGGUGGCUUCGCCCGUCGAUGUCGUGAAGACGAGAUACAUGAAUUCCACCCCUGGCCAGUACAGAAAUGCCUUCAACUGUAUGCUCACCAUGGUGAUCCUGGAAGGACCCACAGCGUUUUACAAGGGGUUCAUGCCCUCGUUCCUGCGGCUGGGAUCCUGGAACGUGGUGAUGUUUGUCACCUAUGAGCAGCUGAAACGCGCUGUGACGCUGGCCCAGGAGUCAUAGGUGUCUCCAUCCUAAGC
Messenger RNA from Gopherus evgoodei (Goodes thornscrub tortoise), 1188 nucleotides. Its product is annotated as mitochondrial uncoupling protein 3-like. NCBI's taxonomy places the organism in Eukaryota, Metazoa, Chordata, Testudines, Testudinidae. The record is from RefSeq and is a predicted model, not a curated record. Bases 254 to 1171 code for a protein of 305 amino acids. Gene Ontology annotation, molecular function: oxidative phosphorylation uncoupler activity. Gene Ontology annotation, cellular component: mitochondrial membrane. The transcript is spliced from 7 exons. Gene Ontology annotation, biological process: mitochondrial transport; response to cold; adaptive thermogenesis.